Messenger RNA from Hemiscyllium ocellatum (epaulette shark), 4257 nucleotides. RefSeq names its product PDZ domain containing RING finger 3b (gene pdzrn3b). Gene Ontology annotation, biological process: protein ubiquitination; neuromuscular junction development. Gene Ontology annotation, molecular function: zinc ion binding; ubiquitin protein ligase activity; protein binding. The transcript is spliced from 11 exons. NCBI's taxonomy places the organism in Eukaryota, Metazoa, Chordata, Chondrichthyes, Orectolobiformes, Hemiscylliidae. The record is from RefSeq and is a predicted model, not a curated record. Bases 97 to 3354 code for a protein of 1085 amino acids.
GGAGGGUGGGGAAGAGGGAGAGAGAGAGAGAGAGACAGAGGGGCUUUGGGGAGCUGCAAACAACACAAGGAGACAACUUGUGGGAGAUUUGCAAGAAUGGGAUUCGACCCCGAACGUUUCAGCGGGGACGUGGAUCCUGACUUCAAGUGCAACCUGUGCCACAAAGUGCUGGAGGACCCCCUGGCCACUCCGUGCGGGCACGUCUUCUGCGCCGGCUGCGUGUUGCCCUGGGUGGUGCAGCGGGGCAGCUGCCCGGCGCAGUGCCGCCCGCUCGGCCCCCGGGAGCUCAACCACGUCCUGCCGCUCAGGAACCUCAUCCUCAAGCUGGAGAUCCGCUGCGGCAACUGGGAGCGGGGCUGCGCCAAGGUGCUGAGGCUGCAGCACUUGGCCGAGCACGCCGAGACGUGCGAGUACUCGGCGGCCGAGUGCAGGAACCCGGGCUGCGGGCAGGCGCUCAGCCUGCGGGACGUGGACGCUCACAUGCGGGAGAGCUGCGAGCAGCGGCCGGUCGGCGUGUGCCAGCGGGGCUGCGGCUCGGUGCUGGUGCACCGGGAGCUCCGGCUGGGCUCGCACUGCUGCGUGCGGGCGCUGAAAGCUCAGAUGGCCGCGCUGCAGCGCCAGCUCCGCCGGCAACAAGCCAGGGCGGGCAAACGCGAGAAGUCGCUGCUCUCCCGGCUGUCAGCCGCCCAGAGUGAGCUGCAGGUGACAGCCCUCCGCUACCAGAAGAAAUUCACCGAGUACAGCGCCAGGAUCCGCUCCCUGACUGAGAACAGCAGCAUCCCCCCCUGCAGCGGAGGAGAAACACUGACCAUCAUCAUGCAGCGGGACUCGGGUUCCCUGGGAUUUAAUAUCAUUGGUGGCAGACCUUGUGCGGAAAAUCAAGAGGCCACAGCCUAUGAGGGGAUUUUUGUGUCAAAAGUAGUGGAGAAUGGGCCAGCUGACAAAGAAGGGGGAUUACAGACCCAUGACCAGAUUCUGGAGGUUAAUGGUAAGGACCUAUCCAGAGCAACCCAUGAGCAGGCAGUAGAAGCUUUCAGAACAGCCAAAGAACCCAUUGUCGUACAAGUAUUGCGAAGAACUCCGCGGACAAAAGUGAUUAAUGCAUCUCACGAAUGUCAGCUGGUAGAUAUGGGCACUCAGACAGACAUCACUUUUGAACACAUCAUGACACUGGCUAAAAUAAGACCACCUACUCCACCAGUCGUGGUACUAGACCAAUACCUUUUGCCUGAAGAACAUCCAUCAGGACAGGAUUAUUACGAUCCAAAUGACUACUUGGGUUUGCAAACUGAAAUGGACAGAGAAGAGUUAGAAUACGAGGAAGUAGACUUGUACAGAUUACACAGUCAAGACAAGCUUGGUCUCACAGUUUGCUAUAGAACAGAUGACGAAGAUGACUUGGGAAUAUACAUAAGUGAGAUUGAUCCCAACAGUAUUGCAGCGAAAGAUGGCCGCAUAAGGGAAGGAGACCGAAUAAUUCAGAUAAAUGGUAAUGAGAUUCAAAACAGACAGGAGGCUGUGGCCCUGUUGACCAGCGAUGAAAGCAAGAAUAUUUCUCUGCUUUUGGCACGGCCUGAGAUGCAGUUGGAUGAAGGCUGGAUGGAUGAUGACCGAAACGAUUUCCUGGAUGAAUUGCAUAUGGACAUGCUAGAGGAACAGCAUCACCAGGCUAUGGAGUUUACAGCCAACAUGCUUCAACAGUACAAGCAGAUCAUAAUACGCAGGAUGAUUGAACAGAGGGAUGAAUACAAAGUUACAGCAGCAAAGAAGAAAAAGCAAGAAGAAGAAGAAGGCACAACAGAUACAGCCACGAUAUUGUCAAACCAGCACGAGAAAGAUAGUGGUGUUGGGCGCACUGAUGAGAGCACUCGUAAUGAUGAAAGUUCAGAGCAGGAGAACCUCGGAGAUGAGCAAACGACCUCCAAUAGCCUCAGUCACCACAUGAAGCUCAUGUACAGCCAGGACACUCUUGGUAGUGGCGACAUGCCUUUCAGCAAUGAGUCAUUCAUGUCAGGCGACUACACAGAUGCGGAUUUUCUUGGCAUUCCAGCUGAUGAGUGCGAGAGGUUCCGCGAGCUACUGGAGCUAAAAUGUCAGAUGCAGAGUGCCAACCAGUACAGCCUAUACUAUCAAAGCAGCACCAUGGAUAUGAGUAAGAAUGACCAGGAAAGUGUUGACCGAGAGCUUGAAAUGUUGAACGAAGAAUUGCGCAACAUUGAGCUGGAGUGUCUGAGCAUAGUGCGAGCCCAUAAGAUGCAACAGCUGAAAGAGCAGUACAGAGAGUCAUGGAUGUUGCACAACAGUAGUUUCCACAACUACAACACCAGCAUUGAUAGCCGCCGGCAUGAACUCUCCGACAUCACCGAGCUGCCUGAAAAGUCAGAUAAGGAUAGCUCCAGCGCUUACAACACUGGUGAAAGUUGUCGAAGCACACCACUGACAUUAGAAUUGUCUCCCAACAACUCGUUGCGCAGAACAGCUGAAGAUAUCAACAGUGAAAGCACUGAUGGAACAGCCAGCAAUCCUACUUCCAACAGCUCAGCUCAAAAGCCGCUACUGUCCCUUGUGAGAAGCCAAGAGUAUAACCCUAUAAAAUCCAACUCUGUGACCAAGGAAUCUGACCAUGGCCACCUGUCAGAGGGGAAGGAGGAGACAAGUCUUGCCGAGGGCACCAAAGGCCAUGUUUUCACCCAGAACUCAGGUUCACGAAGCAUGCCAUAUUCAACCAGAUUCCACCAUUCCCCAUACAGACAUGCUCAUAUCCCAGCACAUGCUCAACACUAUCAAAGCUACAUGCAAUUGAUACAGCAAAAAUCUGCCGUGGAAUAUGCACAGAGCCAAAUGAGCCUUGUGAGUAUGUGCAAAGAGCCACCUUCUCAGGAGUCCUCACAUCAAUUGGAGCCCAAAAUGGAAUGGAAGGUAAAAAUCCGAAGUGAUGGAACAAGAUACAUUACCAAGCGGCCCGUCAGAGAUAGACUCCUGAAAGAACGUGCACUGAAGAUUAAAGAAGAACGGUGUGGUAUGACCACUGAUGAUGAUGCAAUCAGUGAGAUGAAAAUGGGCCGUUAUUGGAGCAAAGAAGAACGAAAGCAGCAUCUGGUGCGUGCCAAGGAGCAGAGAAGGCGGCGUGAAUUCAUGAUGCAGAGUAGAUUGGAAUGUUUAAAAGAACAGCAGAGUACAGAUGAGAAGAAGGAAGUGAACAUAAUCGAACUGAGUCACAAAAAGAUGAUGAAGAAAAGGAGCAAAAAAAUAUUUGACAACUGGAUGACAAUACAGGAACUGUUAACCCAUGGCACUAAAUCACCUGAUGGAACAAGGAUAUAUAAUUCCCUGUUAUCUGUCACAACUGUUUAAGUAAGCUUUUCCAUGGUGUACAUUUAAUACUACCAUUUGAGGUAGAAAAGAUCUUGCCUCGUUAAAAGUGGCAUAUUCUGUAAAUAUAUAAAACAAGUCAGUAGUCCCUAUGUGAAUGGAAGUGCUAUAUACAUACCAGAAGUUGAUUUGAUUAUUCCUUUAUAGUGUACUUUAAGCAGCUACCUGAUGUCUCGUUUUCACAUUGCUUAGAAGUUAUUACCUACAGGUUAUUACUUUUGGAAAUUCACGUGCCAAUAGACUUUAGUCCUUGUUUUAUAUAAAUUGGAGACUCCAAUGAGGUAUUUAGGUAUGAAAUGCUAUUUGACUUGAUCACACAAUAAUCUGCAAUCAUGUAUCUGUUUAUACAGAAAACGAUCUUGUAUCUUAUAAUUUCUUGCUGUUCUACUUGUAACUAGCUUAAAUUUGAAUCAGUUUUCAGUUGGAAGAAUCUUUAAAAAAAUGUAGUCCUGGAAUGUGUGUAGACUUGAGCAUUUCUGCUGGCAAAACAAGCUGCAGUAAGUUUGAAUCACUAUACUACAAAUGCAGGAAAUCUGAAAUAAAAACCAAAUGCUUGAGAAACUGAGCAAGUCUGACAGCAUCUGUGGAGACAGAAACAGUUCAAGUUUAUGAUGCUGUAUGCCUCGUAGUCAACUUAAAACAUCAGCGGUUUCUCCUUCCACAGAUGUGUUCAGACCUACUGAGUAUUUCCAGUACUUUCUGUUUUUAUUGCAGUAUAUUAGAGCUGUUUUCUUUGCAUGUACAUACAUAUAAUUUGUUUAUGUGAAACAGAUUGUGUAAUUGUGAAACCCCUUGUAGUUAAUUGUGCGCUUUGUAGGCCUUGGUGAAUUGACCUAUUACAGUUUAAUUAUUAUUUAGUUAGUUACACACUAUUGAUGUCUUGUA